AUACGCGAUAAAAUUUAAAUCGGCUUUACCCGAUUUUCCGUCUCGGCAGUCGCACCGCAUACGAACCACACGUGUUGUACUGGUAUUACAAUAUUAUUAUGGACAGUCCUUGGUACAAAUCGACGGAUUCGUUGACGUGGGCGUUGACAAGGAAAAAGGCAGAUGAACCGAGCAAAGAAAAACUCAACCGGGUAUUGACCUUAUUCGACUUGACCGCAUUGGGCACCGGCGCUACAUUGGGAUGCGGUGUCUACGUGUUGGCCGGAGCAGUGGCCAGUUCAAUCGCCGGCCCAGCCGUAGUCCUGUCCUUCGUCAUUGCCGCUGUGGUGUCAGCGUUUUCUGGACUUUGUUAUGCUGAGUUAGCUGGCCGAGUACCCAAAGCUGGAUCUGCGUACAUCUACAGUUACGUGGCAGUUGGUGAGUUCACCGCGUUCGUCAUCGGCUGGAAUCUAAUCAUCGAAUAUCUUAUUGGAACCGCCGGCUCGGCCAAGGCUAUGAGCAAUUACUGCGAUUCUUUGCUGGGAAAUCCGCAGAAAAGAUAUAUGACUGAAUAUUUUCCCAUACACAUUAGCUUCUUGGGCAAUUAUCCUGAUUUUGCGUCAUUUGUGGUGAUCGUCGUCAUCGCCCUAUUGGUGGCUUGGGGUGUGCGUGAAUCGUCGUUUACCAACAACAUAUUUACCGCAUUAAAUCUGGUAACCGUUGGCAUCGUGAUCGUCACAGGGUUUUACAAAGCGGAUUACUCAAACUGGUCUAUUCCGAAAAGCGAAAUACCACCCGAUGCCAAAGGCGGCGAAGGCGGAUUCUUACCAUUUGGAUGGGUCGGCGUAGCAGCGGGAGCUGCAAAAUGUUUCUACGGAUUUAUUGGUUUUGAUUCGAUCGCCAUGACUGGUGAAGAAACGAAAAAUCCCAAAAGAGACAUACCGCUUGCGAUCGUCGCGUCUCUGUUUCUGAGCACGAUCGCUUAUUGCGGCGUGGCCUCCGUUUUGACACUCAUGUGGCCUUACUAUUUGCAGGAUGCGGAUGCACCACUUCCGGCUCUAUAUGAAAAUUUGGAUAUGCCAACGAUAAAGAUUAUAGUCACAGGUGGUGCGAUAUUUGCUUUGUGCACAAGUCUUUUGGGUACACUAUUUCCACUGCCUCGUAUCUUGUACGCGAUGGCAAGCGACGGUCUGAUUUUCAAGUUUUUGUCGAAUAUCAACGCCACGACCAAGACUCCUUUGAUAUCCACGGUCAUUUGCGGACUUUUCGCUGGUACUUUGGCUGCCGUAUUCAAUCUCGAGCAGCUCGUCGAUAUGGCGUCCAUCGGCACACUACAGGCCUACACUAUCGUUUGCAUUUGCGUGUUGAUAUUGCGGUACACCGACAACAGUCCGUCCAUCCAAGACGACACAACGAAGUCGAAAGGUAUCACGGUUUUCACAUGGUUGAAUUUGUCGAACGCAAAAGUGCCGAACUCCGAUACUCAAUACGUGUCAAGGGCGUUGAUAUUUAUAUAUAGUGUAUGUACGUUUGUGUUUGGAAUAAGCUUGGCGAACAUGGAAUCACAUCAUGGAAACACGAGGAACGUACUCAUGAUAAUAAAUAUAAUAUCAAUUUUGGUGUUGUUGGUUACAUUGUUCAUGCUGAGCAGACUUCCGACAGCUGUGGAAGAUCUAUCGUUCAAGGUACCUUUGGUUCCCAUCAUACCAUGUUUGAGCAUUGUGCUAAAUGUUUACCUGAUGAUGGAACUAGAGUACAAGACUUGGAUAAGUUUCACCGUGUGGCUCGUAUGUGGAUUAUUGAUAUAUUUGUUCUACGGCAUUGGUCACAGUUUGGAAGGCAAUAAGCAAAAAAUCAACAUAACCACAAAUCAAAUCAAACUGAAACAAUCCAGUUAGUUGUUUGGAUAUUUGUUAAAUUACUCAUUAAUUUGAAUGAAUACCAUUGGAUUCUUCAUCUGUUUUUAAAAAUAUGUAUAUUUAUAUUAAUGACCUGUAUUGGUAGGUACUUAUCAGUAUUUAUAUAAUAUUAUUGUGUCGCAAUCGUUGCAUGCACAUAAUGAAACAAUUAUACAUAAUAUUGUAUUGGUUAUAAUUAAAAACCUUUGUAUGAA
Molecule: messenger RNA, 2092 nt
Organism: Metopolophium dirhodum (rose-grain aphid)
Lineage: Eukaryota; Metazoa; Arthropoda; Insecta; Hemiptera; Aphididae
Product: cationic amino acid transporter 2-like
Exons: 14
Coding region: 99-1877 (592 amino acids)
Biological process (GO): transmembrane transport; amino acid transport
Cellular component (GO): plasma membrane
Molecular function (GO): amino acid transmembrane transporter activity
Source: RefSeq, a predicted model, not a curated record